This is a messenger RNA of Aspergillus versicolor CBS 583.65, 3291 nucleotides long. RefSeq names its product protein kinase c (gene pkcA). The coding region runs from base 1 to 3291 and encodes 1096 amino acids. The transcript has 8 exons. The record is from RefSeq and is a predicted model, not a curated record. Gene Ontology annotation, molecular function: ATP binding; diacylglycerol-dependent serine/threonine kinase activity. NCBI's taxonomy places the organism in Eukaryota, Fungi, Ascomycota, Eurotiomycetes, Eurotiales, Aspergillaceae. Gene Ontology annotation, biological process: protein phosphorylation; signal transduction; fungal-type cell wall biogenesis.
AUGGACGGGGACGAGCUCAUCGCCUCGGUCCUCCGCAAGAUCGAGCGGGAAAAGGCCCUCAUCGCCGCCGCAACAAACAUGCGACUGUCGACUGACAACCCUAUGGUGCAACAAAGAGUCGACGGGAACAUUCGUGAUGGUCGGAAGAAUAUCGCCUACUUGGAAGAGAAGAUGAAGGAGCUGCAACUGCGUCAAGCAGAGCGAGAAUCCGGUUCGCCUACCGACAAACGCUUACCGCCGAACCCUGAUGAUGGCCCCGCCCCUCCGCCGAAAGAUUACGGUUCAGGUUACGGUGAUUCUGCACAUUAUGCGCAGCCAGGCGGAGGAAACAUGCCGUCAGGCGCUCCGUUCAAGGACCCCCGACCUUUUGCGCCUGUGCCUAAGGCUCGCCCGAAUUAUACCAAGCUCGACUUGAUCAAAUAUGAUACCCAAUAUCUUGGCCCGAAGAUCCAACUCAUGUUGUCCCAGCUCGAAUUCAAACUUAGUGUCGAAAAGCAGUACAAAGCAGGCAUUGAAAAGAUGGUUCGCCUGUACCAAGACGAAGGCGAUAGAAAGAGUCGCGCGGAUGCUGAGGGCCGGCGGGUUGAAAGUAACCAGAAAAUUCAGCUUUUGAAGCAGGCCCUUAAACGUUAUGAAGACUUGCAUGUUGAUAUUGAGUCGACUGAUACUGCUGAUGACGAUGAAAGUUUAAGUGCCCCAAACUUGCGCAAGCCUCUAACCGGUCUUUUGACAAUGCGUAUCCAAGCCGUUCAAGACGUCGACCAUGCGGCUAGCUCGAGGUUUUCCAGGGGUCCCGAGACAUUCGUUGUUGUAAAGGUAGAAGACACUAUAAAGGCCAGGACAAAGGCGACCAGGUCCGAUCGAUGGCAGGACGAGACGUUCAAUCUCGACAUCGAUAAGGCAAACGAGGUUGAGUUGACUGUAUACGAUAAGUCUGGCGAGAGACCCACCCCAAUUGGUAUGCUUUGGUUGCGCAUUUCGGACAUCGCGGAAGAGAUGCGCCGGAAGAAGAUUGAAACCGAGAUAAACGCUUCGGGAUGGGUUUCUGCGGAUAGGAUGGAGCCCGGCGCUGGUCCUGGGCGACCGGAUACAGCUGGAGGAUCAGGCGGCCCGUCACAGUACCCUGGUCCUGGAGGCUAUGGAAACCCUGGCGCCCAAGGCCAAACGGGCUCCGUCGGUGCUCCGCUGAUGAUUGACUCGUGGUUUGCCUUGGAACCCGUGGGCAGAAUCCAUAUAUCAAUUAGCUUCGCGAAACAACUGAAGGAUCGAAGACCGUUCGACAUAGGUCUCAACCGUCAAGGUGCAGUCCGGCAGAGAAAGGAGGAAGUCCACGAAAAGCAAGGUCACAAGUUCAUCACACAGCAGUUCUACAAUAUCAUGCGUUGUGCUCUUUGCGGCGACUUCUUGAAGUAUGCUGCUGGCAUGCAAUGCGCCGACUGCAAAUACACUUGUCACCGAAAGUGCUACCCGAAAGUCGUCACGAAGUGUAUCAGCAAAGCGAACUACGAGACAGACCCCGACGAGGAGAAAAUCAAUCACCGCAUCCCGCAUCGUUGGGAUGGGUAUUCCAAUAUCUCUGCCAAUUGGUGUUGUCAUUGCGGCUACCUAUUACCUUUUGGGCGGAAGAAUGCCAAGCGCUGUUCAGAGUGUGGUCUAACUUGCCAUUCGCACUGUACGCACUUGGUUCCCGAUUUCUGUGGCAUGUCCAUGGAGGCAGCAAACCAGAUCCUGGAAACCCUUAUCCGCCACAAGCAUCACAACAAGUCCCCAUCUGUCAGCUCUGGUCUGAGCGGUAAGACGCUUCGGACUGCAGGGGCGUCUCAAGAUUCCGCGCAUGCCUACCCGAAACCUGCGGAGAGCCCGUUGUCCUAUGGGGCGUCUCAACGGCCGCCGUCCUCUGAAGCAGUAAGUGCUGCGGCAACUUCUUAUAUACCUCCGCAAUCGCCUACUUCUCAGCGCCAGCCACUGCCCCCACGAACCUCUUCGUCAAGCCCUGCUGCCGCUGCGGCAGCCAUGGCAACAGGCAUACGCCCUCAGCAGGCACCUCCGGAUUCGAGCCGACCCAUCCAGCCCCCUGCCCAUGCUCAUUAUGACCCUGCUGCAUAUGCAUCCUACCAGCAACAGGCCCCUGCCAUGCAGCAGCAAAAUUACCAGGCAGCCCAAGCAAUGCAGAAGGUUAAUGCACCAGCCCCUUACGGUAUGCCACCCCAACAGCAACCGCAGCAACAAGCUAUGCAAGCCAUGCAGCAGCAAGUGGCUGCGAAAGAAGAAAUUCCUCAGGCAGCGAAGAUGAGAAUUGGACUCGACCACUUCAACUUCCUGGCUGUUCUCGGAAAGGGUAACUUCGGUAAAGUCAUGCUGGCGGAAACCAAGUCUACGAAGAAGUUAUAUGCCAUCAAGGUGUUGAAGAAGGAAUUCAUCAUUGAGAAUGACGAAGUCGAAAGCACCAAGUCCGAAAAGCGAGUUUUCCUAAUUGCCAAUAAGGAGCGCCACCCAUUCCUUCUCAACCUGCACGCUUGUUUCCAAACAGAAACUCGUGUUUAUUUCGUUAUGGAGUAUAUCAGUGGUGGUGAUCUCAUGCUGCACAUCCAACGAGGUCAAUUCGGCCUGAAGAGAGCACAAUUCUAUGCAGCAGAAGUAUUGCUGGCUCUGAAAUACUUCCACGAGAACGGCGUUAUUUAUCGUGACUUGAAGCUCGACAACAUUCUAUUAACCCUUGAUGGGCAUAUCAAGAUUGCUGAUUAUGGUCUCUGCAAGGAGAACAUGUGGUACGGAUCUACCACGAGCACCUUCUGUGGUACGCCAGAAUUUAUGGCACCUGAGAUUCUCCUUGAUAAGAAGUACGGUCGAGCGGUCGAUUGGUGGGCUUUCGGUGUCCUUAUCUACCAGAUGCUUCUGCAGCAGUCUCCGUUCCGUGGAGAAGAUGAAGACGAGAUUUACGAUGCUAUUCUUGCAGAUGAGCCUCUCUACCCGAUUCACAUGCCCCGCGAUUCGGUUUCUAUUUUGCAGAAGCUGUUGACCCGGGAGCCCGAACUGAGACUGGGAUCUGGCCCCACAGACGCCCAAGAGGUUAUGUCCCACGCUUUCUUCCGCAACAUUAACUGGGACGAUAUCUACCACAAGCGAGUUCCGCCACCAUUCAUGCCUACCAUCAGCAGCGCAACAGAUACUAGCAACUUUGACCAAGAAUUCACCAGUGUCACUCCUGUGCUAACCCCAGUGCAAUCAGUUCUUUCCCAAGCUAUGCAGGAAGAAUUCCGUGGAUUCUCUUAUACUGCGGAUUUUGCCUAG